UACUACCUGUUUCGAACACUCGGUCGACACGUUUUCCAAUUUUUCGGCUAUUUCCUAAAACGAAAAUCUUAAAUAAACGAACCCUUCAACGUUUGAAAUACGGAGUCUCAAUAUUCACAUUACAUUAAAUCUCUCAAUAUAGUGGUGAAGUGAUAAUAAACAAAAUGUAUUGUGGAGAAUGCUCUGAAGCGACCGCAGAGGCCUUAGAUGUUCUUUCAAAGAUGAGCGGAAUUUAUAAAUAUUCUUAUGAGGUUACACCGACGUCGACCCGAGCGGUCACCUACGACGAAGAAUCCUGGAAACCAUCACCAGAAGAUUCCUCCAAAGACAUCGAACGGUCAACCGAGGUCCGCCAUAGCAAAUCCAAGCGCGUAAAAAGUAUCUUAAAAAAGUGCAAAAACGUCUUAGGUAACAAAUCGGCAAGCCUAGAAGUGUCUACCGGUUCAGAUCCCUCUUCUUCUUCCUCCGGUAACGAGCGAUCUUCCUUCUGUCUAGACGAUAAGAUAGAAGAUAAGCUCAACGUAUGCCAGAUAAACGAGCUAGACGAUAUUUUCGAAGACGCUCAUGUUUCUUUGAACGUUGCCGAGUGCACGGGUGUUUUUCAAGUUGCGAAUAUCGUAGAAGUGAGAGGUCCUCCGGGUUCGGAUACCACCACGAGCAGUUCUGAAAGUGCUAAUGAUCAGAAGGAGGGUGCUGAAGAGAAAACUCCUCACAGUGAACCAGAGACCGCCUCUCCUGUUUUGAGUGAAGUGCAAGACAAGGAAGAAGGUGGAAUCGAUGGUGACAGUGAUUUGGGGUUUCGUGAUGUACACGCUGUGAUUUCCACGCCCCAGAUAUAA
Molecule: messenger RNA, 839 nt
Organism: Leptinotarsa decemlineata (Colorado potato beetle)
Lineage: Eukaryota; Metazoa; Arthropoda; Insecta; Coleoptera; Chrysomelidae
Molecular function (GO): guanyl-nucleotide exchange factor activity
Source: RefSeq, a predicted model, not a curated record